AUGCAAAAGCCUCCUUUCUCUUUUGAAGAAUUCUUACGGUCUCAAAAUUUGAAGGAGUGGCCCAGAUUUCUCUUUCUGGAUGAACCUUAUUCUUUGGUGGAUAAAUUACAGAAAGACUAUUCAUUUGAAGCUAUAUCUAAAUAUCUACAUGAAAAUGUGCCAUUAAACAUCAGCCCUCUCUCAGGUUUGGAGAAGAGAGUAAAUGCAUGCAUCACUAAACUAGAGGAACAUGCUCAAAAAAUAUUUUCAUUACAACAUGGACCAGGAUAUCUAGAGGAACAUCUUAUUCCACCUGAACAGCCCAUUGCUGCUGAGCAAAUUGAUGCAGAAGGAGUUUUGAAUCCAAAAAGUGAGAUGGGAGAAGCAAAGGUUGCCAAAUACUCUGUUGACAAGUCAAAGGGUAGAAAUGUAGAGAGCUAUAACUACCCUGGUUUCAAGGUAAAACAACUUUUAGAAUUACCAAGACAUUUGGAAGCUCCAAAACUUUGGGACUUCGUUAUAAAAGCUCAGCGUUUCAAAAAGGAUGUUCGUAAAGUUUGGAGAAGUUUGUUUCUCUCAAAAUCAUCUAUUGCAGUGUUUCAGGAUUCUUUCUGGUGGUGGUUUCUUCAAAAGUUUAAGCCUAACCAAGAAGAUCAAGACCACUUAUUUGACAGAAUUGCAGACAGUUUUGUGGCACUUUUUCUUCUUGUUCCUAGGGAUACUAAAGAUGCUUUUUUUCAGGUAUAUCCUGAUUGUUUGUCACAAGUCAUUUAUGUUGCUUUCUGUGAAGCAUUUCCAGAAUCCGUUAAACGUUUUGAUGAUGAUUUUAAGGAUGAAUUGGUAGAUAUAAUUUUUCAGUGGAUAUCAGGUCUGAAACCGAAGAAAUGUAUAUGGAGGAAAUGGAAUUUUAAUAGCUUUAAAACAACCAUGAUAAAUGGUACUAGUAAAGAUGCUACUACUAAUGUACUAGUUAGUGGAUCUGCCAGUUCUGUAGCAGCCUCAAGUGCCUUCUACCACUUUGUCUUCUCUACCCUGAUGGAUCAGGUCUUAGACAGUUUUAUGAUUUGA
Messenger RNA from Rhea pennata, 1047 nucleotides. RefSeq names its product family with sequence similarity 227 member B (gene FAM227B). Lineage: Eukaryota; Metazoa; Chordata; Aves; Rheiformes; Rheidae. The record is from RefSeq and is a predicted model, not a curated record. The transcript has 10 exons. Bases 1 to 1047 code for a protein of 348 amino acids.